Molecule: messenger RNA, 1199 nt
Organism: Ochotona princeps (American pika)
Lineage: Eukaryota; Metazoa; Chordata; Mammalia; Lagomorpha; Ochotonidae
Gene: HPCAL4
Product: hippocalcin like 4
Exons: 3
Coding region: 11-586 (191 amino acids)
Molecular function (GO): calcium ion binding
Source: RefSeq, a predicted model, not a curated record
GGCCCCCGCCAUGGGGAAGACCAACAGCAAGCUGGCCCCCGAGGUGCUGGAGGACCUGGUUCAGAACACGGAGUUCAGCGAGCAAGAGCUGAAGCAGUGGUACAAGGGCUUCCUGAAGGACUGCCCCAGCGGCAUCCUCAACCUGGAAGAGUUCCAGCAGCUCUACAUCAAGUUCUUCCCCUACGGCGACGCCUCCAAGUUCGCGCAACACGCUUUCCGCACCUUCGACAAAAAUGGCGACGGCACCAUCGACUUCCGGGAAUUUAUCUGCGCCCUUUCGGUCACCUCCCGGGGGAGCUUCGAGCAGAAACUCAAUUGGGCCUUUGAGAUGUAUGACCUGGACGGCGACGGGCGCAUCACCCGCCUGGAGAUGCUGGAGAUCAUCGAGGCUAUCUACAAGAUGGUGGGCACCGUGAUCAUGAUGCGCAUGAACCAGGAUGGGCUCACACCCCAGCAGCGUGUGGACAAGAUCUUCAAGAAGAUGGAUCAGGACAAGGAUGACCAAAUUACCCUGGAAGAGUUUAAGGAGGCGGCCAAGAGCGACCCGUCCAUCGUGCUGCUGCUACAGUGUGACAUGCAGAAGUAGGGGCUGGUGAGGGGCAGGGCCCCUGGCCAAGACAGGCAUGGUCACCUCCUCCCAACCUGAUGACCUCCCUGGCUGAUCCUCACUCAGAGGCAGGGGCACCCCAGCCUCAGCCUCUGGUCCACUUAUUCCUCUGCCCAUGAGCUCCUUCCCCUCAGUCAGGAGCCUUGAGGGAUCACCUGACCCUGCCACAAAAAGACAGACCCUCAAGGGCCCUGUCAUUUAGCCCCACCCCCAGCCUUGGCCCAAAACCAACAUCCCUUGGGCAUAGGGGGCUUAACUUUUGCCCCCAAGAGGCAGGCUUAAGGAGGGAGGAAAUGGGGCCGGGGUCCUGCUAGGAGAUCCUGCAAGUCCUGGGAUUAUGUUUUAUAGAAUAUGGUCUCACAGGUCCCAGUCCAAGGGCCAGUUAGGGUCUUGUCCUGCCCUGGGGACUCAGAUCCUUCAACAGUGGUCUCUUUCCUGCUCUCUCAGCAAUCCUUGGCCCCUCUGGCCCCCAGCCUUUUGGAGCGUUCACCUAGUCCUUUCUUCAGCUAAUGUUUGUUGAGCACGGAUUCAAUGCCAGGCACCUCCAGGGUGUAAGGAGGUGGCAGUUGACAAGACACGUUUCAUGCCAUCA